AUGGAGGUGGAGCUUAAAGCUCUUGAGGAGAACCAAACAUGGACUGUGGUGGAUCUGCCUAUUGGUAAGGUUCCAAUUGGAUGUCGUUGGGUUUAUAAGAUCAAGCACAAAGCAGAUGGGUCAAUUGAACGACACAAAGCCAUAUUAGUGGCCAAGGCUAUUAAGGGUUGGUAUUUAGAACAGUUGGAUUUCAAUAAUGCGUUUCUACAUGGGGAUUUAUCUGAAGAAGUUUAUAUGACCUUGCCUCCUGGAUUAUCUGGCUUUCCUCCUUCUAAACAAUCAAAGGCAGACUACUCACUAUAUGUCAAACAUGCUGAUUCUCAUUUUACUGCCCUUUUGGUCUAUGUUGAUGAUGUUGUUUUGGCAGGAAACUCCUUGGCAGAAAUCAGACAUGUGAAACACUUGCUAGAUAAACAGUUCAGAAUCAAGGACCUGGGUACCUUAAGAUACUUUUUAGGGCUUGAGAUUGCAAGAUCCACAAUAGGUAUUCUACUAAACCAAAGAAAAUACACCCUUGAAUUGCUGCAGGAUGCUGGUGUAUUAGCUGCUAAGCCAUCUUCUGUCCCAUUUGAUCCCAACACCAAACUGUCCCUACAUGAUGGUGAUUUAUUGGAUGAUCCUUCCUCUUACAGAAGACUCAUUGGCAGGCUCAUUUACUUAACCAAUACAAGACCUGACAUUUCUUUUGCUAUUCAGAAUCUCAGUCAGUUUAUGUCACAACCUAGAGUUCCUCAUAUCCAAGCUGCCACUCGGGUUUUAAGGUACCUCAAAGCAGUUCCAGCCACAUGCAUCUUCUACUCUUCCUCAAGUGCCCUGAAAUUAGUAGGUUUUGCUGACUCCGAUUGGGCACGAUGCCCAGAUACCAGGAAGUCUAUCACAGGCUAUUGUGUCAUGCUAGGUUCUUCCUUGUUGUGUUGGAAAUCCAAGAAGCAACAUACUGCUGCCAGGUCCUCCACUGAGGCUGAAUACAGGGCUCUUGCCUCUAUCACUUGUGAAGUUUAG
Molecule: messenger RNA, 1002 nt
Organism: Vicia villosa (hairy vetch)
Lineage: Eukaryota; Viridiplantae; Streptophyta; Magnoliopsida; Fabales; Fabaceae
Exons: 3
Coding region: 1-1002 (333 amino acids)
Source: RefSeq, a predicted model, not a curated record